Saccostrea echinata is the source of this 4919-nucleotide messenger RNA. RefSeq lists its product as uncharacterized. The record is from RefSeq and is a predicted model, not a curated record. The transcript has 8 exons. Bases 1 to 3207 code for a protein of 1068 amino acids. Lineage: Eukaryota; Metazoa; Mollusca; Bivalvia; Ostreida; Ostreidae.
AUGCCUAAUUCUGGUAUUUUUUCUCUCGUAGAUUCACCCUACGUGGGCCAUUACGACGCGUGGAAGACAAAGAUUUCAGAUCAGUUCUCCACAUUAACUGAUGACGAGGAAUCCGUGUUAUAUUGUUUUCUGUGUUCUGACUCCGGUCCUCCUGACUUCACUGACACAGAGUGGCUGGACAUGCUUAAUAAGAUACGACAGGACGUGUGCCGUGAAGAGAAUCCUGUAACAAGUGAGGAAGCACAGCAGACUCUGGACAGACUGAAGUCACGUGAUUACCUUUGGGAAGAUCAGGACAAGAUAACGGAGGACACAAAGGAUGAGACAAUGUAUAGGAUAGCAUCAAUAGGCCGUGAUAUACCAUUCCUUUACAGUAGUUAUGACACAGCCAGUGUAUACCUGAGAUCACAGAGAUACAACAUAAAACCUGGAGAGAAGUGUGUCUGUAGCAGCAUCAUUAUCAUAGGUAUCGGUGCUGGUUCUGAUUACUUACUGAUACACCGUCUACAGAUGAACAUACUGACUCACGUCAUCAUGGAGGAUACCGAUAUAUAUGAUAAGAUAUACCAGAUAUUGAAUGUUUCAAACAAAAUAAUAAAUGACUCUGAAGAUAAAAGAAAAGGAUUUUUAAUGGAUCUAAGAAGAGAAGGGGAGGCUGUACAUUACAGAGGAAGAUCACAGGACAGUGUAGAUCACGUGACGUGGCUCUGGAGAUACGAGUAUGACGCAAGACCUAACAUCGUGAGAUCCUGUAUAGGCCUCCAUCCACACAAUGACAUUUACAUCAUCGACAACAAAGCUUACAGAAAACCAAGUAAACACCAUACCUAUUCACCGGAAGUCAGAUGUCUACUGUACUGUUUACUGUUCACUGAGAAAUAUCAACUGAAUCUCAAUGAACAAUCACACAGAAUCACAAGGGAUAAAAUCAGAGACAGAUAUUUCACUGAUAUUUCUGAUGAUGGCUUGGUAGAUCUUCCUAAUGGAAUCACAGAAACGCAUAACGGUGUGAUGACCUUUAAAUCGGACGAUAUCAGACAUGACGUCAUGUACGCCUUUGUUACGGAGUGUUUGGUGGAGGAAAAUGAUCUGGAGUUUUUCCUGACCACUGCGUCACGUGACGUGAUAUCAGAAUAUUGCAGGUCCUGGUGGUGUAAGAGGAGUGAGGGAGAGAGAUGUCUGUAUGUACCGAACAGACCGGAGAUGUACGACCUCUUCAUAGACAAACUACAGCUGGACAUCAUCACACACUGUACCGUGUCUGACUGGAGGAUUCAUUACAGUAUCAGUGAAUGUUUGGGUGUCCCAGAGGAAAUACUACGAUGGGACCAGGAGGCCAGAGAGCGGUAUGUGGAGUAUGCUAAGAGAGGAACACAGACAGUCCACCAUGCCCGGGGGAUGAUUGUAGGAUGUGCUGGGGCGGGGAAAACCACGCUACUUAAACGUCUGAUUGGUUGUAGUGAAGAUGUGAUAAAGGACGUUAAAUCUACUGAGGGAUUGGAGGUGCAUGAGGAAAUAUUUGAUAUAUGUGAUGAAACAAAAUCAUUAAGAGCAAAGAAAAACAAGGACAACAAUGGGAAAACAUAUACUACAAGUGUUGGCGCCGAAAAGACUUUGACAUUCUUUGACUUUGGUGGACAGUGUGCGUACUACGCCUGUCACCAGAUUUACCUGACCAGGAGGGCUUUCUAUGUAGUGGUGGUGGACUCUUCAAAAUGUCUUGACCAGAAGGUGGAUAAGAAAGUGUGUGAUCAAGAUGGAAGCGUGUUUUCUGGAUGGACCUAUGGAGACUACUUUGUGUUCUGGAUAAAGUCUAUACAUACCUACUGUGGUUCUGACAACGAAAAAGAUACAAAACCCGUAAUAGUAAUCGUUGCAACACAUUGGGAAGAACGAAAUAGACAGUUCAGGGAUAAAAGAGAUUUGAUUGAGAACUUGCUGGGUCAGUUUCCAAAGACAUCUAAUCUAUCACAAUACAUCAGAGAUGAUAAUGUUUAUUGUACAGAGUUUACUUUACCUCUCCUUGAUUUGGAAACAUGCUUCUUCAACAUAGCUUCCAAUCAACGAUGGAGAGAAAGCAUUCCAAAAGAAUGGUCUUUCUUCGGAAUAGAAGUUAACCAGAAAAAAUUCUCAGAGCGAAUCAUGAAGAUCUCAGAAAUAAAGACAAAAGUUCCAGAGUUUACAAUUAUUGGACAGAAUAAAUUUCAUAAAGGAAAUGAAAAACAAGAUAUGCUACGAUAUUAUCAUGAUGCCGGGAAAGCUCUAUAUUUUCAUGAAAAUGGUCUGGACGAAAAGGUUAUUAUUGACGUGCAAUGGUUUAUUGACGCCUUCAAACAUAUCAUCACAGACGAACUACAUAUCAAAGGUUUGCCUGUAUCUCAAGGGAACUGGGAUGAAUAUUACAAAACUGGAAAUUUGCUAGACAAACUUCUGAAAGAAAUCUGGAAACAUAAAGACAAAGAGUUGUAUGAAAUGCUAGAGAAAAAGGAGUACUUCUAUAUUAAACGCAGAUCAUAUGAGGAAGAUAAAAGAUUUCUACAAUAUCAUAAGGAAUCACUUCUUAAUUUUAUGCAAAGACUUGGAUUGAUGGCUGUUGGUACGGAAUCCCACUAUGUUCCGUGCAUGAAUCGUAAAGAGGUAGAAAAAGGACUUCAAGAUCUCAUCAAAAAAUCAGGAAGCAAAUCAUCUGUCCUUGUUUAUCAAUUUGAAUUUCUGCCAUUUUUCUUGUUUUACCGGCUUGUUGUUGCUUGUAUGCAAGAAGUUGGUUGGAAAGUACUCGAAAAUGAUGGCACAUCUUGCCUCUACAGAAACGCUGCUUUGUUUUCUUAUAUGGAAUGCAAUAUCGUUUUAUCCGUCAAUAAAGAUUCUAUACAACUUCAGGUGCUUCAUCCGUUGGCGGGAAAUGUUUUGGAAGGAGUACAAACAUGCACAAUUCAAAAAAGAAUAGAGGAAAUGAUGGAAAAUCUUUCAGGAUCAUUUUACAGAAAAAUACAGUUUGUUAGAGGCUUUAGAUGUCGAAGAGACGAGGUAGAAACAAUUGCAAUGAAUAUUGAGAAACAUUUUUUACCAGAAACAAGGAUUCCGAAAGAAGAUCGCGAAAUGAUAUGCCCUUUGCAUUCAAUCACUGAUCGGCAUACCAUCGAUACCAUUGAGUUAACGAGAUACUGGGAAUUGAAGAGGGAACCGACUCUUCUAGAUGGCGAAUAAUUAUCAGAAUUACAUAUAAUUAUAAUUACUUAAUAUUGAACUUUUUGUUUGGUUUGCAAUGAUUCACAAAUGUUUUACAGUUGGAUGAAUCGAAAUUCUAUAUCCGCAGUAAGGUUUUCAAAAACGUCUUGGACGUUCAAAUUUUUGUUCGAAAAGACAUGAGGAUACUCGUAUAAGAAGUGGUUCACAAUGUGUAUCAAUAUAUAUCGACGUUAUGACACACAAAUUUUUUUGGUAUCAAUUUUCAUAGGCAAACUGGUAAAGUACAUGUAUAUAUUGCAUAUUAUCACUUAGAAUUUAUACAUAUACUGUACAUUAUACAAGGAUCGUUCAAUAAAUUUUGCUAAAGGUCAUCUAAAACAUAAGUAAAAUAGCCUUUUAAUAGUUUCAAACCCUUAAAGUAUUCCCUGUUACUCUUUACAUAUGUCUUAGGUAUUUAUACCCAUGACAAGAAAACCUCAGCGUACUCAUCUUAGGGAUCCCAAAAGACACGAUGGAAAACACAUCCCAUAACAUAUCUGAAAUUGUACAGUCAUCCUUUGAUUGUUUUCAUGCGUUUUUGGAUUAAAAGAUCUUACAAUGGAUGAGGUCUAGCGAAUAGGGGGGAUGACAAAGUUCUGUAAAAUUUUUUCUUCAAAAUUUCAUAUAAUUCGCUAUGCUUAUUUACAGCAGCGUUAUCAGGUACUGUAAAAUUACCAAGGGGACUGGCGUUUGGACCCUUUGCAGAAAAUCUGCUUAACUUGCGUACUAAUAUGUACUUAAAACUAAUAAAUCAUGUUUGGAACCCUUGCUUUUCUUUACAAUUAUAGGACGACAUCUUUCUCUGAUUCCACAUUUUAUUACUUAUCUUCCUUUUCGUCUAUAAAAAGUGCACCACUAUUUCGUAAUUUAUCAUGCAAGUCUAUCAAAUCCUCUUUUUUGUAACGAUAUUUCUUUUUUGAAAAGACCAUUGGCAACUACAUGCAUUUGAUAGAAAAAUUAUAUUUUUGUAUAUUCAUUUCCUUUAUGAGAACUCUAUAUUAACUGUUGUGAUGAUGAAAUAUUUAGUGUCUUAGCAAUGUCUAUCAAUCUAAAUCUGACGUUUUCAAUUAUCGUGUUACUCACAGCAUUGAUAUAAAUUUUGUGUCCCUACAGAUUUCGAUCGACCAGUUUGACUGCUAUAUUUCUUUUUACUUCUAAAUGUCUGAAUCUUUUUGAAAACUUUAAAGCGUCAAAGACAAGUUUUUCCACAUAUUAAAGUCAUAUCCUUAAAAUGAAUUCUUUGGCGAUUUACAUAUUUAUUCAUACGCACUCAUUUUCAUUUUCUCGGCAUAGAUCAAGUUUUUCAGUUCAGUGUAGUGGCCAUUCUUACUUUAAAAGUUAAUUCUUUAGGUCAACUUUGAAAUAAUGUUUGUUUGCCCUCCCCCGACUCAAUAUGAAAAAUUUGGGUCUGUAGGUAGGCGGGAAAAUUUAUUUUCCGGAAUGCAUAAAAAAAUAUUUCCUUGAGGCUGAAAAAAGGUUUGAGUCGGAACAUUUUUAGCCAGUCGGUUUGGAGAAGACAACCAAACAAACUUUUAAAGAUAACCUGAGUAGAACUUUUCAACUGUGAAAAAAAAUAGUUAAAUUGAUUACUUCUAUAUUUAUUAUGACAAACUGUAUGUUACAUUAUUUAUUGAACGACCCUUGUUUAACUUUGCCAAAUCUUCAAGAUAAAUCAGCUUUGAUUACCCUUA